CUGCCCUCGACGUCCCCAGACACAUCCUGCUUGCUGACGUCCCCAAGGUUGGUGACAGUGCCCACCUCUGGCUCUCACCUGAGCCCCUGGGCCACCCCACGUCCCUUGCCCCCUGGGUGUUGGGGGUGAUCCUUGGAGAUGCAUCUCUGGGCUGUUGUGGGGACACGUUCCCACCUCUCGGCUACGUGGUGGGAAGUGGAGGUGUCCCAACUCCCUGGACGUGGAUGCUGGGGGUUCCCUUCUACUACGAGAUGAAGAUGGCUUUUGUCCUCUGGCUCCUGUCCCCCUACACCCGGGGGGCCAGCCUCCUCUACCGCAAGUUCGUGCACCCCACCCUGUCCAGGAAGGAGAAGGAGAUUGACACCUACAUCAUCCGAGCCAAGGAGAGGAGCUAUGAGGCCAUGGUGGGGUUUGGCAAGAGGGGCCUCAACUUGGCUGCCACUGCUGCUGUCCAGGCUGCCACCAAGGGCCAGGGGGUGCUGGCCGGGCGGCUCCGCAGCUUCAGCCUGCAGGACCUGCGCUCCAUCCCCGACCAGACCCCCCUGCACUACCAGGACCCCCUGUACCUGGAGGAGCAGGAGACCCCCAGGCAGCUCCUGGGGUUCAGCCCCCGGUAUGAGAGCGAGACCGAGGACGACGAGCUCUGGUCUGACUCGAGGGUCUCCCCCCCUCCCAGAGACCCCAGACCCCUCUCCCGUAGCCACAGCCUGCGUACAGCCAAGAAGAAGACACCAGCCAAAGAG
This is a messenger RNA of Chaetura pelagica (chimney swift), 743 nucleotides long. Its product is annotated as receptor expression-enhancing protein 4-like. Gene Ontology annotation, biological process: endoplasmic reticulum tubular network organization. Gene Ontology annotation, cellular component: endoplasmic reticulum tubular network; cytoplasmic microtubule; endoplasmic reticulum membrane. The record is from RefSeq and is a predicted model, not a curated record. The annotation marks the transcript as partial. The transcript is spliced from 5 exons. Lineage: Eukaryota; Metazoa; Chordata; Aves; Apodiformes; Apodidae. Gene Ontology annotation, molecular function: microtubule binding.